GGUGUGAGACCAAGAUCUUUAUUAAUAGAGAGUGUUUACAAUAGAGGGAGAAUGAUGGUGGAAAAUAAUCUACCGGUUGAUCCUAGGGAUAUUUAUAGGAUGUUUAAAUAUAGUUAUUCUAGGAAUACAGUUUUAUUUGAUUGGUGUUCGGGAUAUUCUUAUUCUAGUGGGAUUUAUCCUAUUCUACUUUUGAUAGGACUAUCUCUAGAAUGCCUCCACGUGUCCUAAUUAUCAUAGGACUUGUUUUAGGAUAUAACAUUAGCCCCCCAAUGAAGAAGUUUGAGGGUAGUGAAAACUUUCAACGGGCCGGUAAUCUUGUGAUGGCCGGCAAUCCCUCUACUUCUGGUUCUAUUCCGACUUCUGCUUCCGGCUCUGUUUCGGUCACUGCUUCCGGUUCUGUUUCGAUCACGGCUUCUGGUUUUGUUCCGAUCUUUACUUUCGGCUUUGCUCCGAUCUCUGCUUCCGACUUUGUUCCGUCCUCUGCUUCCGGCUCUGUUUCAUCCUCUGCUUCCGGCUCUGUUCCGGUCUCUGCCUCUGGUGGUUCUCCCGUUGAUGACGUGGGUGUCCUUCCCUCUUCUUCUGAGCCGGAGUUCUUUGAUAUUUUCUGCCUUCCCCACAAUGCGGAUGGGAAGUUUUGUUGUGAAGGGCGCUUUACGAGCGCUGCAUCCAAGAACAACACCAUCUUCAUCGCCUCAAUCCUUCUAUCUUCGGCUCCUCCAAACGCUCCCCCAAUUCCAACCGCCGAGAUCGUGAAAGGAGGUGAGACAGGGAAUGCUGCUUGGGAUGCUACAAUUGCCAGCAUGAGGAGGAAGCCAAGGAGCGUGAGUGUGCGUGGUUGGAGAAAUUCGCAGAUCGAGAUCAUGAGAAGGAGUUGAAGGUCAUUAAAGAAGAGUAUAUUGGAUCAAAAUCCUCACAAGGCCCAGCUCAAGGGUUCAUAGCCGAAGUUGUUCGGAGGGAGCAGAGAAAGCUUGUUGCCAACAAUGUGACAGAGAUGUAGUCCCUUGCUAAGUUGAUUGUGCUUGAUGGCAUCUCUGAGUUUGAGAGCAUGGAUGUUGCUGUGUAGGUUUAAGCUGAUCCAAAGUUCAAGAAAGUUUAUGAUUAAGGUUCAAUGCAUGUUCCUUUGGGCAGAUCUCUGGUUGAAGUAGAGUAAGGAUUGGGCAGCUUUGAGGAUGCAGAGGAUUCUGUUAUAGCUAUUCACAGUUGGAGUAGUUUUGUGAAUGCGGAGGUUCUCAAGGUUUAUGAUGCUGGUUCUCAUUAUCCAUCUAUUUUUCGCAAUUCAUUGGUACUUUGGAUUCCCGCUGCUUGCAUGCUAAGGUUGAUCUUAUUUAAAUACGAGGGAAGAGCAAAGCAAUUGAAUGAGCUAGCUUCAAAGAUUUUGCUUUAAAAGCUUUGUUUCUAACUUGAGUUUUGGUCUGAAAUUUGCAUUAACCUUUGUAACGCAUCUUGCAUAGCUUUUGUCUGGGUAUUUAUGUAACUCAAAGCUUGCUCGCCGUCUUUUGCUUGGGUGUUUAUGUACACCCAAACUUACUUGUAGCUUUCGUUUGCCUGUGUAUCUUUUGCUUGGGUAUUUUAUGUACACCCAAACUUACUCGCAACUUUUUGCUUGUCUGUGUAACUUCUACUUGGGUAUUUAUGUACAUCCAAACUUGCUCACAGCUUCUUCGCUUGCGUAACUUUUGCUUGGAUAUUUAUGUACAUCCAAACUUGCUCGCAGCAUUUUGCUUGUCUAUGUAACUUCUGCUUGGCUUUUUGCUUGUCUGUGUAACUUCUGCUUGGGUAUUUAUGUACACCCAAACUUGCUCACAGCUUCUUCGCUUGCGUAACUUUUGCUUGGAUAUUUAUGUACAUCCAAACUUGCUCGCAACUUUUUGCUUGUCUGUGUAACUUCUGCUUGGGUAUUUAUGUACACCCAAACUUGCUCACAGCUUUUUCGCUUGCGUAACUUUUGCUUGGAUAUUUAUGUACAUCCAAACUUGCUCGCAGCUUUUUGCUUGUCUGUGUAACUUCUGCUUGGAUAUUUAUGUAUAUCCAAACUUGCUCACAGCUUCUUCGCUUGCGUAACUUUUGCUUGGAUAUUUAUGUACAUCCAAACUUGCUCGCAGCUUUUUGCUCUUGCAUUGGAUUUUUCUUUGUGACUUUCUGUCUCAUAACUCUUGUUAGACCUGUGCAUCUUGUAAUUGAAUUCCUCUGCUUGUAGCUUUUUGGCCUAUGUGGCCUUCUCCCAAAAGUUUCUCAAGAGAAAGGCUCUUAGUGACUCUCUUGUCUUUUGUUUGAUUGUUAAGAGAUGAUGGUUGGUCUUUCGAGGAGCUCAAGUUUGCACAGCUUUCCUGAAAGUUGCUGUAAUUUGUUUUGCAUAAUAGAGCAUUCGAGGCUCC
This is a messenger RNA of Rubroshorea leprosula, 2375 nucleotides long. The record is from the annotation of a GenBank genome assembly. NCBI's taxonomy places the organism in Eukaryota, Viridiplantae, Streptophyta, Magnoliopsida, Malvales, Dipterocarpaceae.